GUCGCGGUAUGCUGUUGACUGAAGUGACACGUGCGAAAAUAUUGAGAGCUAGCUUCACGCACUGUCAAACGCGAUGGUAAAAAAGCAAAGCACGUAGAGUUAGCAUAUACUUCUCCUAUUGUUUUUCACUGAACUCUCGUUUAGGUGACAACAAAGUGAAGCAAUUGUUGCGCCUGAUUGAACCUAAACAGUGCAAGCAAAAAGUUACUUUAUGGUUUUAAUGGAAUGUUAAUGCAAGUGAAAACAGUUUAGAUGUAAGUUUACGAAUCAGCAUCCAAAUAACAUACCUCUGUGACGGUGCGGUAAACAGUGCUCAAAUACGAUCGUAUGGAAGAAUUUAUCGCGGCAGGAUACAUUUUCUUCAAAACAUUACAUUACGCACGUAAAAAUUUGUACGAAAUGCAUCGAUAGCGAAUAUGCUGGCCGCAGGAAAGUUCACAGUGAAGCAAUACGAUUUGCUCUCGAAGUCCACCUUGUUUACGUGUAGUUGUGUGCGUGUGGAAGAUCGUGCUGCGUGUGUGUGUUCCGUUCCAUAUCGUAUGGAUCGUUGAGGGACGAAAGAAAGCAUUUCCUCGUUGGAUAAAACGAACCACCGCUAAUAUGAAGCGACCUUCCCAGACCGUCCAGUAUUACUUCGUAAUGUUGAUGCUUAUUCUGCUGCUGCUGCCGAUUCCGCUGCAUUGUCAGGGAGCAGUAGCGUCUGCCAGCACAAUAUUUGUAAAUAGCAUAGUUCACUCGAUAAGCAACGCAAGUGGUGGUGUACCGAUAAGUUCCGAUAACAACCAAGUGCCUUCGGUGACGGUGAUAUCUGCACCCACAUCUUUACCGCCCGUUUCACCGUCAUCGUCGGUGACUGCUUCCUUGCCAAGUUCCGGCACCACAGCAACUUCCACUUCUACGGGAUCGGUGGAAUAUAGCGUUCAGGACCUGACAAAAUCAUUGGAAACUACUUUCGUUCAUAUCCGAAAUGGAGAGCUAAAUGUUCCGAAUGUACAGAAAUUAUACGACAGCAUGGAAAUAAUAACAACGAUCCACAAUGAUGCCGAGCUAUUGGAAAAAAUUGCUCUCAAGCUAACUCGGAAGCUCAAUCAGACGAUAUCGGUGAUCGAAGAGCUGCGACGAUUCAUCCAACACACCGGCACCAGCUAUGGUGCAAAGUACAACACUCUCAUCAAUCCAUGUCCCUAUAGCGAGCUCAUCAAUCCGUGGGAAGAUGAGGCUCCGUUCGAUCUGCAAAGCUUCAUUCAGAGCACAAAACUAUCGAACGUUUCGCUAAGCAGACCGUAUUCCCCGUCUGUCGACGCCUUGGCGAAUAGCAACGGAUCUAACAAUAGCGUCGCCAACGGUUUCCUAGAUUUCAGUGCCUUUCCGGCGAACGCAGACUCAGAUCGCCCAAGAAUACGUAUUACCGAUCAAACUAUAGACGAUAACAAUGCUAACCUGCAGCAGCUGUUUACCGAGCUCAGCACACUAAUGGAUGAGAAUUAUUUCAGCUACCGGCAGCAGUUUUAUCUUUCCUCGCUUGAUCAUGCCAGCGCUUACAAAUGCCACUACUAUCCUAGAGACGGUCGGCUUAAAGCAUUGUUCCUGUCGGCCGUACGCAACAAACAUGUGCUAAUUUUGCUAGACGUCGGUAACACGAUCACGUACGACCAGCUCGAAGUGGCCAAAGCGAUCAGCAAGUUCGUGCUAUAUCUGCUCAACGAAAAUGAUCGCAUUUCGGUUGUAGCGAUCGGACAGCGCGUCAUCACUUCGGACGAGUUCUUCGACUGUCGCAAACCGAACCGUUUCGUUCGCGCAACAAUGGACGAGAAGGAUCGAUUGGUAGAUUUUAUUGAUUCGCUUAACCGAACAAAACAAGCGACAGAUCACUCGGCGGGCUUCCAGUAUGCGUUUGAAGCAUUCUCCGACAUUUAUCGGACACACGACGAUGAAGUACCGGUAGUGUUCCUGUAUCUUGGCCGAGCCCUAUUGCCAGUCGGCUCAUCCGCUCCAAAAACCAUCCUCCAAACUAUCCACGAAGGUCAGACACGGUUGCCCUACCCAGUCGUUAUCAACAGUUGCCUAAUAUUGCUUGACGAACGCGAAGUUGCUCACGAGAAGCAACUUAUCGCAGACAUUAGCACACAAAACUACGCCCGAUACAACCUCUCACAGGUCAUAUAUCCCGCCGGAAAGAUGGUAAUGAUAUCGAAACACUCGUUCGAUGCGCAGCGCUUCAUCGUGGCUUUAAUGGAACCGUUUUUAAGCGCCAGUCGCUUCAUUGAGGAACAUUUGCGAAUACACUUGCCGUACUACGAUCCGUCACUGCAGGAUACCGUUGUUACCUUGAGCUAUCCUGCAGGAAUUCAUGGUCUUGUGGGGGUUGAUCUAUAUCUGAGCGAUCUGGCAGAACAUGUUGCGUACUAUCGACAGCAGGACGAUUCAUACGCAUUUCUGAUCGAUCUACAGGGUAACACAAUUAUGCAUCCAUCCUUUCCUCGACCAUUGGCCGCUCGUGGAAGCUUCUACAUCACCAACAUAACGCGACUUGAGCGAGAGCAUUUCGCGCCUGCCUACAAGCGUAUGCUAGCCGAUCCGGAAGGUAAUCUGCGGAUCAAUCACUACGGCACGAACCGCACCACCAUGUACUACUGGAAGCGUGUAUAUUCUUACAUCGUGUGCAUCGUACGAACUCUCGGUGUCGAUUCCGACAACUCGCUAGAUACGGAAGGAUCCCAUGCCUUCCAUGCCCCGGUACAUUAUCUUCAUCCGGUGACGGGAAGUAACGAUGGGCGCAAUAGUGUCGAGUACAAUUUCAUUGCUGCCAGCAGUAGUACGACCAGAAAUCUGCUAACAACGUUGCUUUAUCAUCGUAUCGACAUUUUUCCGCCUCAGCUGCAACGGCCGCCAGUAGAGUUGCUGCAAUCGGGUGGCGACGGAUCGCUUUGUCGAUUAGUGAAACAAUUAGCCAUUGCUGACGCAAGCACACUUUACCUGAGCGCUUCCUCUUUCCAGUCCCCAUUUACACAUAUUCGUAACAACCGAGACGGUACCAGCGAGGAAGUGAACGUACGAACGAUACAAAACAUUAUGGCCUAUCUGAAGGACACGUACGGCAAGCUGCUGUUCGCUAACCCAGGUCUGCAGCCGGAUGUGCGUAGCGAUGUUUUGGCACUGUUACAAAUACUUUACGACUAUCAAGUGCGUCAUACGCAGAGCAAUCUUAGCCGGUACAUCGUAAGACGUUAUGCUGCUUCCGUGAACGGUGUGCUGCAGAUGUUCCCAGGCGGUUUGCUCGAUACUGACCUAGAGCCAACGAAACGGCCGUGGUUCGUAAAGGCGAUGGAAUACCCGGGUCGAUUGGUGUUCACCCAACCCUACCUCGAUGCUGGUGGUGCUGGAUAUGUCGUAAGUGUCGCGUAUGCUAUAUCGGAAGGACGAACGGGUACAACAAGCAGCAACACCGCACAUCAUAAAGCAAUCGCCGUUGUUGCGAUGGACUUUACUCAGACGUUCUUUUACAAGCUACUGCUGGAUUCGGCUGCCGUUUGUAGUAUGGACAGUAUAAAGUGUUUCCUGAUGGAUGAUCGUGGCUACCUGGUAGCACAUCCAAUGCUUGCUGAAGCACCGAUACGAUCAGGAAACACCCGACGUCCGGUUGAACACAUAACACACAAGGAAUCGCAAGUUGCCAACGACAUUCUCAAUCACAAACAGUUGGUGACGAAGAAAAUGUGCUACAACUAUGUCAACCGGACGGUGCAGCGGUUCUAUCAGUUUAACAUGAGUCUGUCCACAGAGGACGUCAUCACCAAUUUGAUGUAUGGGGAGAAAACAAAGUACCAGAUUGCAUUGAUUUCCGGCACGAAUCUAUUCCUUGGCAUUGUUAACUCCACAAACGAUGGAGGAGCAUUUUGUCCAUGUAGUACGGUUGGCAACUCAUGCCUAAACUGCAACCGAAUGGAACAGACUGAGUGUGAAUGUCCGUGUGAGUGUCCCUUAGACUAUGGUGCUUCUGACCUAGAAGGAAGCUGUAUGGCUCAGCCUAAGCGGACGAAAUCGGCUGGUAGUUUCCCGGUACCACUUUGCUCACCGUUGCCCGAAGAAUUGAUAUCGAUGAGUGCCAUCAACUACGAAGCGGAUUAUGAGUUGAAGAGCUGUACAAAUAUUAAUUGCGAGGAUUACACGACACAGAACGAGUGCAUGGGAUUGGUGGGCUGUGAAUGGUGUCAGGUUGAUGUAGAUGGUGAAAAUCGACUCAAUACCCCGUUUUGUACGGCACAGCUAGCAUGUUUUAAUGGUGUUUUUGGAGCUCCUACACCGUACGGUGACGCAGCGUACACCGGUAACAACAUGGAGUCAAUUUUGCCACCCGCCUACAGCUCAAUCGGUCCCGUUGCUGGUGCUAUUCUUGCCCUUUGCCUCGUGGUUGGUUUUGCGAUGUAUUGCUUCCGGCAAAAUGCUGACCAAAGUGGAGCUUCCGAGCAUUUGUAUGAUGAUUUAGUAGCAGAUCACUGCCAUGGUUUGCCGUUAUCACGUUUCGAUCUGGACGAUGGCAGCCCGUCCGAUGAUUGUGACAUUAGCCGUACAAAUGCGAAGCAAAAUCUGUUGUUAAACGGGCAACAUAAUGCAAAUUAUAUGAUUAUUCCAAAUGUAGCCUCACCGUACCAGAUGUCCUCAGACUAUCGGCGCCCGAACGGUGGUGGUGGUGGAGGUUCAUCCGAUCAUGGCUACUCUACCAUGACGCAUCAUGAGGAAUCGGAGCAUCUGUGUUUGUCUAAUGUGGAUCCGCAAGGAAUUCCGUCCGGAAGUGGUGGGCAUGGCACGGGUGUUGGUAACAAGCGACUGUCAAUGUCGGACAGCGCAUCCAUCAGCACAUCCGUUUCGAGCCCAUACAGCAAUCACACGGGCGGUCCUGGAAGCUCCUUUCUGUCGAAGCCUCCAAUGCUUAACGAGUCGAAAAUGAUCGGAACGACGUUCGAUCGGUUUGCGGACCCGGCCAUGCAAACAUUGCUUCCCUCGCCCACAUCCAUUUCUAGAACGGGUGUAUUGGGGACAACGGUGUUGCCGCCGGGAUCACCCGUCUCGACCACAACCAGCGGUCAUCACAUCCUCGUCCCGGUAACCGUCCAUCGAAACAUGGAAGUGUCCUGAAAGGAAGGUGUAGCUCAAAUAGAACGAAGGUACCUUUUGUAACCUUCGACUUAACCGCAACCGGGUAACCGGGUAAAGAUUUCCACAUCCAUCCAUGCGACGGAUGAUGAUCCACAUGUAUAGUUUGUCGGCAUUCCUCUCACAAGGUUUUUAGAUGAUAUCAUUUUGCUUUAGAAAACUUCUCGAUAACAUAUGUAACCACCAGGGAUAGUUUUUUCAAAGUUUCGUCAAUAUUACAGUGCAGAAGAUUAGGUUUUGCUUUUUUGUUUUGCGAAACAUUAUCAAUCCUCAUCAUAUCAUUGCUUUAGGAAAUGAUUACAUCCUGUAAAACGUGCAUCGAAACUAACUCUUAACAACAUUUUAAAUCGAGACUGAGAUUACUUUUGAAUGGAAGUUCCGUGAGGUGGAAUUGUGCCGAAUUAUAAUAGCUGCCAACAAAAAGUUGAACUCUACAUAGCGGGAGCGAUUUUUGCUCCCCAGCGAAGAGAGACGCUUGCCUUUAUACUAUAUUUUUUAUUAUUGUUUAAGCUAGGCUUAAGGAAAUAGAACAAAUGAAGGGUAACAGGUGUGUCAAACGAAUAUCAAACUAGAAACUAGCACCAGUUAUGAUCAGGACAAACCGUGCACCCGUAAAGCAUUUAUUGCUUACCACACUGACUGUUGUAUUAGAUUGGCAUGAAAAUAAGGCGAUACCCAAAUACGGUUAAAUAUCUAUUGUGAACGAGUGUGUAAGAAAUUUGUUUAACACAACUGUAGGCUGCUAAUUGUGUACCGAUCCGCAUUACAUAUCCCAAGUUAUACCAGUGUUCUUGUCGAAUGGAACUAACUUAACUUCUUCGAGCAAACUAACUGGACAAUAUUAGCAUUGAUCGUUUCAUUAACUUUACCUACAAUAAGCGAAUAGUAAGGGAUCGUCGAAAGCGAUGUUUGCAAACUGUACCCAUGUGCUUCCGUUUUUUGAUGUGCAGCUUUGUAGCGUUAAUUAAUUUGCAUUGUACAAAUGUGAUCGUGUUUUCUGAUUCGGUUUUUAUACGUAUCCUGCGGGGAACGCGACCACAUAUACCUCUAGGAAAUCAGAUAGUCUGCUGGUGCGGAAGAGAUUUGGUAAAAUAUAUGUAACUUUUUUUUAUUUAAUGGCUGAUGUUGAGUCGUAGGCGAAAAAAUGGAAAACUUUACGCGACAUCCUCAAUAAACCUAUUUAACAGAUUUCAUUAAA
Molecule: messenger RNA, 6352 nt
Organism: Anopheles funestus (African malaria mosquito)
Lineage: Eukaryota; Metazoa; Arthropoda; Insecta; Diptera; Culicidae
Product: VWFA and cache domain-containing protein CG16868
Exons: 4
Coding region: 601-5136 (1511 amino acids)
Cellular component (GO): voltage-gated calcium channel complex
Molecular function (GO): voltage-gated calcium channel activity
Source: RefSeq, a predicted model, not a curated record